Messenger RNA from Cryptococcus deneoformans JEC21, 2955 nucleotides. The record is from the annotation of a RefSeq genome assembly. NCBI's taxonomy places the organism in Eukaryota, Fungi, Basidiomycota, Tremellomycetes, Tremellales, Cryptococcaceae.
UUUAAAUACUUUUCAUCCUCCUAAGAAACUUAUAACGUAUUCGAAAACAUCAUGGCUUCGACUGAUUUGCACUCUUCGGAUCCUCUUUCUCCCCAACCCGGUAUCUGCCCACCUUCUCCUAUUAUCCGCGUCCCAGAGGCCGAAAUAUACUCGGGACAUCAAUCAAUGGCGUUUGAUUUUGAUGAAGGUAAUCUCCAUGCCAUGGAAGGUUCGGAUUCAUCGGAAGUCUCCAAUAUUGCCGACGAAGAGGAUAGUGAGGAUGACAUUAUCCAGGCUCCCAUUGACUCCUUCAACGACGACGAGAUGAUCUCUACCCCUGGGUUCGACGAGCAAGCGUACUACCAAUCUAAAGAUGAGUGUAAAGGCGCUGUCCAGGCUUACGCAGCCUCACAAGGCUUCGCUGCUGUUAUUAGGCGGAGCAAAAGGAAGAAGCCAACGAAAACUCACAAAGAGGGCAGAGAAUUGAUACAAUACUCGUGCAUCUUUGGAGACGAGUAUCGCUGCACACGAGGGGUACAGUUUCAAAGAUGUGCGCAUUAGGACUAUACAGACCGUAAAAAAUGGAUGCCCUUUUGCUGCUGUGGCUUGGGAGAUGGCAGAGGCAGAGGUAAAAGAGCAUGGUGGAGACAAAUGUUGGACUUGGAAGGUCGUGAAUGCCUCGCACAAUCAUCCGCCUGUCGCCAAUAUUGGAAUUGCACUUCUUCGGCGUGCUUCGCGGACGCCUGAAGCCAAAGAGCUGAUCAACACGUUGAUCGACAGCCGGACUCCAUUCCCCUCCAUCAUCAGUACCAUGUCUCAGCGUUUCCCAACGGUAAUGUUGACAUCGGAAGACUUGCAUCGUCUCGCCUUUCGUCGUCGUGCAGAUCUCCGUGCUGGCUCCAGUGCAAGUGCUGCUUGUAUUCGGCAAUUAGUGAGCAAUGAUGAGCUCCAUCGUCCGUUUGUCAACACACGCGAUGAACUCAUUGGUUUGGUUUACACCAAGCGAACUGCUCGCGCACUGAUUCACCGAUUUCCCGAAGUCCUUUUCUUCGACUGCACAUACAAGACGAACCUGUACCGGAUGCCCAUGCUCCAUAUCGUCGGAUCCACAUCGACAGGUAUGACAUACACUGCAGGAGUCAUCUUGAUGUUGCGUGAAACCACAAACUGGUAUACCCAAGCUCUCAAUUCGUUCUUCGAACUUGUCGGCAAACCGGAUGUCAAGGUUGUCAUUACCGAUCGUGACCCAGCACUCAUCAACGCUCUCAUGUCUGUCCUCCCCAAGGCUUACCGCUUCUCCUGCUUCUGGCAUCUUCAAGAAAAUGUCAAAAGCAAUAUAAGGCCCUGUUUCGUUGACGAAGAGAACAUCGUCAUGGCUGUCUCGAAUUUCUGCAAAGCUUGGGUACGGUAUUGUGUACAUGCAAAAUCGGAUGAGCAGCUUGAGGAAGGUUAUCGGAAGAUGGAAGAACUUUAUCCUGGUCAGAAAUAUGCUCGAGCGAUCUCGUAUAUCCGGGGUUUGGAUGAAAUCAAGGAGCGCUUUGUACAUGCCUAUAUCAACAAGCAACUUCACUUCGGACAAACCGGUAAUUCACGCUUAGAAGGUCAGCACGCAACUCUUAAGAAAUCAAUUGACACCAAGUACGGUGAUCUUCUGCUUGUCAUUGGGUCUCUAAGUACGUAUUUUGAUCAGCAGUGGUUGAAAAUUUUGAAAAGAAUUGAGCUCGAGAGAACGAGGUGUGCUACACAUAUUCCCAGUACUUUUGUUCGGUUAAAAGGCUCCAUAUCCCGCGCUGCAAUGAAGCUUCUUGCUGAGCAGUUGACUUUGGCCAAAAGAUAUUUGGGUGAUUACGAUGAAGGUGUCGAUGACUUUGAAGAAUCACACCCGUGCAGUGGCUCGUUUACAAAAUCCCAUGGAUUGCCCUGCGCCCAUCGUCUCAUUAGCUUCGUCCGGGAAAGAAGACACCUUGAAAAGGAUCACAUUCAUCCUCACUGGCGUCUCGGGUCUGCCGCAAGUCUCAAAAGAUACCUUGACCAUAUUAACAGACUUGUUGGCACCCCAGAUACAUCAGUCAUACGGCUGGAUGAUGUAUUUGACUUCGGUGAGGACCAAGAACUUAUCCUCGAUCCACCCAUUUUAAGCACCAAGCGGGGAAGGAAGGCCCCUAAUCCACCAGUGUUGCAGGAAGACCGGAUGUCGGCACCUUCAGGAAGGUACUUGACUCAGUCAGAAAGAAUUAUGGGGGCUGGAUUGACCCAGCGAAAAAAAGGGCGCUGUAAACACUGCCAAAGUUCCACUCACUAUACCAAAGACUGUGCGCGUGUUCAAGCGUCUCGAAGGGUCGACAAAAACCAAGAAGCUGAGAAUGCAGGUGAAGACAGAAGAGUUCUUGUCCCAGAUAGCGAUGAUGAGGAAGGAAAUGAGGAAGAUCUUGUCGAGGUACCGAAUGAACCCAAUCUUCGUCCAAAAAAGCAUUCUCGGUCACAAUAUCCUGCCCCCUCUCAAAUAUAUCCGUCACAUGCUGUUCAAAUGCAGCAUCUUCCUCCUGAACCCUCGGUCCCCCAAUUACCCCCUUCUUCCCAAUUCUAUCCACCAUUAUCACAAUACUAUCCCCCUGCUCCACAGCAUUACCCAACUUCAAAAUACCAUGUGCCUCCUACCCAGUAUAUCCCUUACAACCAAGUAUUAUUCCACAAUCAUUCCGAAGCCCCAACUCCCUAUCAUUACCCUUCUGUUAGUGGAUACAAUAAUCUCCAAUCUCCUCAAAUUUACCAAUACAACUUAGAGAAUAAUGUGGGCAAGGAUGCGAGCAUUCGAUCGCAGGAGGAUAGUAUUAUAAUGCAGCGAGGGAGAGAUCGACAUAGCUGGGAAUGAAGGCGAAGGAAGAAUGAAUAGAUGUCGAAAGAGGAAUAGAUGUCACAAGAAGAAUAGAUGUUUAUAAUAUUAGAGGACUGAAUUUACUAUGCACGAAAAAGAAC